Messenger RNA from Lactuca saligna, 336 nucleotides. The record is from the annotation of a GenBank genome assembly. Lineage: Eukaryota; Viridiplantae; Streptophyta; Magnoliopsida; Asterales; Asteraceae.
AUGACAGAAAAAUACGGGAUAAUUCCAAGUAUGGAACACUACGCAUGUUUGGUGAAUCUUUAUGGAAGGGCUGGAUUGAUUGUUGAAGCUUACAAAGUGAUUACUGAUACAAUGCAAUUUGCAGCAGGUCCGACUGUUUGGGGAGCUUUAUUACACGCUUGUUAUGUUUAUAAGAAUGUAGAAAUUGGGGAAAUUGCUGCUGAAAAUCUGUUUGAGUUGGAACCCGAUAAUGAUCAUAAUUUUAAGCUUUUGAUGCAGAUUUAUGGGAAAGUGAAACGUGUAGAUGAUGUGGAAAGAGUUAGAGUGAUGAUGGUUACCAGAGGACUCGAUUGUUAA